This is a messenger RNA of Mytilus trossulus (common blue mussel), 2155 nucleotides long. RefSeq names its product von Hippel-Lindau disease tumor suppressor-like. The coding region runs from base 384 to 866 and encodes 160 amino acids. The record is from RefSeq and is a predicted model, not a curated record. Lineage: Eukaryota; Metazoa; Mollusca; Bivalvia; Mytilida; Mytilidae. The transcript has 3 exons.
UGAUUGGUUUACGUGCGAAUUUGGUAAACAGAAAUGAAAGCGAUCGAUUGUUUAUGUUUUGUUUAAAUAUACUUUCAUGCUCAUGACAUCUAUGUAACGGAACAACCAGCUAAUCAGUACGCACAUUUGAUUCAUAUGAUAUAUGAUAGAUUAUAAGAACCAUUUCCUUUAAUCAGCUAAUUGACAGUGUUUUGACUUUUCUUACAAAUUUCACUACAAAAAGGGGAGUCGCUGAUAGAAUGUUUGGUCCAUACCAAAAAAUAUAAGGAUAUUACCAACUGUAGAUCACUUGCCUAGAACAAAUAUUCAUAUCAACAGAUCAUUCUAUACAGGCAUCUCAUUCCCAAGAACACAUUUUGUUACAGCAGUUCUGAGUAUGUGAUAUGACCGAGGAAGAAUCAGAAUCUGACCAACAACCUAAACGGCUCAAAUCUAAAUCUUCAAUGGUGUGCUCAUUUUUAAGAUUUGUAAACAAAACAUCAUAUAAUGUUGAUAUUGUUUGGAUAAACUAUGAAGGCCAUAGGGCACGAUACAAAACAUUAAGAUCUAAUGAAUUUGUUGAUGUUAACACUUAUGUUGGACAUCCAUGGAUAUUUAUAGACUCUGACACAGGAAAUCGUAUGGUCGUUCAGAUGAAAGAAGUAUUUGAACCAACUGAAGGUUGGAAACCUGAAGACAACGUUCAACCUCAAAGAAAAAUUUACAACAUAACUAUUCCUUUGUAUCCUUUAAAGGAAAGAUGUCUACAGUAUUUGUCACAGAUAGUCAAACAAGAGAACAUAGAAGAAUUAGACCUACCAAGAAAUAUAAUAACAGACUUGGAAGAUAAGUUUGAGACAUUUAGCAGGAGAAAAAGAAUUAGCUGAUGGUGCUAAAAAAGGGGAUAGUUGGAUGAAAACAAUAGCAGCACAGAUUAAUAUAUUUCUAUAUGUUUUUGUGUGAAUAACAGAGAUCUUAAAUGUUCUGCAUACAUGUAAUAACUUGGGGAGGUAUAAGGGAAAAUAACAUACUUUUAACUGUUGUACAUGUACACGUAAUGGGUAUCCAUUUCUUGCAUUUAAUAAAUACAUAUGGUGUGGCAAAAUGUGAUAUUAAUUUCAUGCUGUAGAGAAACCAAGAAAAACAUUUUUGAAAUUGUUUUUAAAAAUAUGGUCAUCAAUUUAACAUUGAAAUUAUACAGCAGUUGUCUCCCUUUGUUCAAUUUUGAAGAAGACAAAUAAACACAUCAGCAUAGUAGAAUAUUCUUCAUGUAGUGUAAACAAAUAAACACCAUUUAGUAAAAAUGACCCAAGAGGAACUUUGGUUAUGUCCACCAGUGUAAUAAACAUUUGUCAUGUUUGUAAAGUAUAUAUUAUUCUUUUUUUCAUGUUAUAAUUUUCUGUUAUUUAAUAUUUUUAUUAUUGUGACCUACAUUUUAUGAUUGACUGCUUUAUUUUGGAAUUAUUUAUGAAGUACACAUGAUCACAUACACAUGAUGGAUCUUAUAUGGCAGGACAUCUGUAUUAUACAUUUUUGUAAAGAAAUUUUAAUAAAAGAAAAUGUAUUUGUAUAAGCAAGAACAGAGCUUUACUAGUUUGACUUUGACAAUGAAGGCAGACAUUUUGAUAUUGAUGGAUUGCCAUAGAAAGUUUUUCUUUUGUUUUAUAUUGUCUUGCAAAUAUGAGAUUAUAAAUUAUAAUUUAUUGUGAAAAUUUUAAUUGAAUAUGAAUAAAUUACUGUAUAUUCAACUUAAAACUUAGUACACAUGUUCCCUAUGAUAUGAUCUUUCUAAUUUUAAUGCCACAGUAGAUUUUUUAUCACAAUUUCACGGUCCACUGAACAUAGAAAAGGAUAGUGCAAGUGGGGCAUCUGUGUACUGUGGACACAUUCUUGUUUCAUUAUUGAUAUUAAGAUAUUAUUUGGUUUGGAUGUUUGAGACAUAAUUGAUAAGGGUAUUGAGACUUUUCAGUAUAGUUCAUCUGGAAUAUCCAAAAAUCUCUUUUUCUAGCUACUUGAAGAUGUUGUCAGAGAUAAAAUUGAGAAUGGAAAUGGGGAAUGUGUCAAAGAGACAACAACCCGACCAUACUAGAGCAGAAGGUCACCAACAGAUCUUGUUUAUAUAUAUAUAUAAAUUGUGUUAACAAGCAGUUACCUUAUAAAAGUUAAAUGCCUUUUU